Molecule: messenger RNA, 3000 nt
Organism: Polypterus senegalus (gray bichir)
Lineage: Eukaryota; Metazoa; Chordata; Cladistia; Polypteriformes; Polypteridae
Product: signal-regulatory protein gamma-like
Exons: 7
Coding region: 54-1541 (495 amino acids)
Source: RefSeq, a predicted model, not a curated record
AAUAAACGCGCUGUUCACACUCGACAGGCUUGUGAGUUCACAAAAAAACAAACAUGAAGCUGAUCGUGAUGACGGCCUUGCUCGCAGCUACAGCUGCCAAAUUCCAGUUCUCGAUUCCCCAAAAACAGAUCAGCACCCCGCUCUACACUAAUGCGCUGCUGCCCUGCACCUUCUCUGAGGCAAAUGAUAAAAAUGACCUGAAGUUUGCAAUCGUCACUUGGGAGCACAAAGGAGAAUUGCUGGUGAAGUACGAGUCAGGAGAGCUGGUGAAACAAGCCAGCAGGGUGAAGUUGUCAAAAGAAGGGCUGAAAAAUGGAAAUGCCUCUCUGGUCCUCUUUAACGUCACUUUUAAAGAUGAAGGCAUCUAUGAAUGUAAAGUGCAUGAGGCUCCCUACAGCGAAACCGGCCAGGUGGAACUUAACAUUACAGUCGCUCCUAAAGUCUCUGUGAAGCCGCCCUUUCUUGUGGUAAAUCAGCCAAGUGUGCUGGAGUGCCAUGCAGAAGACUACUACCCUAACAUCAUCUCCAUCAAAUGGCGGAGGAACUCAACAUAUCUACCUGGCCAACAGGAUGUUAAGGGGCAUGCAAAUCAAAAUGGCACCUUUGCUGCAGUGAACCUUCACAACUACACACCAAGUGAGGAGGACAUCGGUGUAAAUUUUUCAUGUGAAGUGAAGCACGAAGCUCUAGAUGGACAGUUGGUGGAGGUGUCUCUGGAAAUCUGUAAGCCAAAAAUGACCUUUUCACAUACCACUCUGCAGAAGGGCAUAAAGGAAAAUGUCACCUGUAAGGUGGAAGGCUGUAACUUCAGCAACGUUAGUGUGAGCUGGAAGAAAAACGAAAGAACAAUAAGUACAAACAACUGCGAGGCCGUGAGAGAGUGUGUGUGCGAAGUGUCCCUCAUGGUGAAUAGCACAGAGUCGGGAGAGGCGAACUUCUCAUGUGAGGCCGUGCAGGGGACUGACUUUGUACGCACUCGAAACACCACAUUUCAGCCUGAAGAUCCACCUCAGGGGCACUUGAUACUGCUGCUGCUACCCGUUUUGGUAGUGUUUGUGAUGUAUAAAGCAUGGCCUUUACCAAGAAAACUGGAAAUCACCAGAUGGAUGACGAGAAAUACCACUGAGCCAAGCCAAAUAGAUGUAAAACACAACUUCACCAUGUCAGACAUCGAAGUUCCCUCUGAAAUCCGUGUGGGGCAAGAAGUCACCCUAAGCUGCCACAUUACUGUCGACCAACAGGAAAUUAAAGAGGUGACCUGGCAGAUCAAAAAGAAAGGAGAAGAAUGGCAAGAAAUGGAAUCUAACAAAGAAUAUGUGAAUCAGAGUGGCAUGCCCACCAUGACCAAAAAAGGUUUUGAUUCCACACAAGAUUAUGUGCCUUGUGUGUUAAGUGAGCAGAUGAUUAGCAGCGUAGCAUUUGUGCCUGAGAAGGAGGAGGAAGCAGUGAUCGUUCAAUGCCAAGUUACCCUUGCGUUGAUUCACUUGAGCAGAACCCUCCUUAAAAAGAAAUCGGUUGAAUUCAGUGUGCUGCUCAAGUGAAGUCUCCCGUAAUUUUGCACUGGGGCUUCAGGCACUUCUGAUGAUUUUCUGCUCCUCAUGAUGGUUUGUGCUUCCUCAGUUAAGCCAAUUAUGUAUUUUAAAGGGAGCUGGCCACCCUAUCACAUAAAGCAUAAACUUAUAGACAACUCGCCAGCUCACUGUUAUGAUUUGCCACUUAUGGAGAGGGAAAGCAAUGAAAAACCCUGGCCACCACAACACUUGAUAAUGAAAAAAAGUAUUUUAAUAAAUCCAGGGAAAAAAAACUAAAAUAAUAGAGAAUACAAAAGCAGAAAUGAAAUUCAAAAUGCUAAGAAACAUUAAGAUGCAAAGCCUAAAUUAAAUAUUAUUAAUUUUUUAAUUUUAUUUAUUUAAAUAAAAAUUGCAAAGCUUCCCAAAUCCAAAAACUGAAACUACAAAACAGCCGAGGUUGUGAAAGAGAGCAGCACAAAGUUCAUGCCACCGCACUGUGGAAGUGACUCCAGGUGACAUGAACGCUGUCCUGAAAAUAUUAUCUUUAUUAUAGUAUUUGCGUUCUUAAUUACUUUUAUUAUUUUUCACAAUACUGUUUUGUUUAGUUUUGGUUGUAGAUUUUUUCGUAGCAGGAUUUCAUGGUCAGCGUGAUGUUUUUUUUUUUAACAGUCGCUAUGUCGAGUGCAGGUCAUGUGACAUAAUGUUUAUGCGAUGACACCUGUUAUUGUGCAGCCAGGGUUUAAUUUCUGGCUUAAGUGUGUGUUUCUUUUUGUUUAAUAUUCUUGUUAUUUUCUAUGUUGUAGCAAUUGACUUUUAUUUAUGAUUUAUGUAAUGGAGAAUAUUUUGUUUAUUAAUUAUUUUGUGUUUAUAUGCAGUGUUAGUUUUCUUGUGCCUAGUCCUUUACAAUAUUUUCCCUAUUGUCUUUAUGCUGAGCUAAAGAAGGUGGUGUCCACCCUAUGACGCUGCAGCUAAGUGACUACCACCAUGACUUCAAAAGCUUGCAAACAGAGCAGUGCGUCACUUUGACAAUGAAGUUUGUUCCCGUCCUUUUCAGUUAUGCUUUGUUUUUUUUUUUGGAUUGUCUGGUUUUAUUCCCCUGCUCUCGUAAGGUACGAUUUCUGUUUUUUGUUUAUAGGAUUUGUUUGCUUUUAUUUUUGUUACUUUCAUUUGUUAAAGGAACUUUGUUUUGUUUUGGGGCCAGAGGCUUUUCAGUUUUCCACUCCCUGCCUUUGAUAUUUGCGACUUUUAAAGUGUUUGUUUGCCUUCCAAGUUUAGGCCUUGGCUAUCUAGGGUGACAAGUCUGACAUUUUUGAUACAGAACAGCGGUUAUUGCAGAGCUGGUUUUUCUGCUAUCUUUUGGGACUUACAUCUGUUUUGAAACUUUCUGGAGGAUCAUGACACUGCUUAUAAAAUCCUCACAGGUGGUGCAGUGGUUGUGCUGCUGCUUUGCAGUAAGGAGAUUGUGGGUUCAUUUCCCGGGUCCUCCCUG